Molecule: messenger RNA, 1975 nt
Organism: Paralichthys olivaceus (Japanese flounder)
Lineage: Eukaryota; Metazoa; Chordata; Actinopteri; Pleuronectiformes; Paralichthyidae
Gene: rmnd1
Product: required for meiotic nuclear division 1 homolog
Biological process (GO): positive regulation of mitochondrial translation
Source: RefSeq, a predicted model, not a curated record
AAUGCGCAGGGCACACACCCGGGCGCCGUUACGUCAAGCCAAACAGGAAGUGACCGGCUUCAUAAAACUUUAUUGACAAAUACCCAACAUGUUCGCCUGCUCUGUCCCUCAGGAUCACACGUAAACAAUCAAGAGAUCCACGUUGUCUCUACGCGCAGAACCAGCGUCACUUCUCUGACACGUUCCAUCCGUUCAACAUCGUCAUGUUGUGAGUCGCUCCUGUCGCAUCACUGGUCACAGUCUAUAUGAGAAGAUGCUCCUCCAGAAGUUGUGGUCCAGACUGGGAGCACAGUGGUCCGUAGGGAGGAAACCGUUCUGCAUCCGUGCCACAGCCAGUGUCUCCCAGUCUGUCCAGCUUCAUAAGUAUGAAUCCAAACCCAGGACUCGCUCUGACCCAGGGAUCUCAAGGACCUGUUACUUUAACACUCUUCACCAACAGCAGAUACAUAAGAGACACAUCCUGCCAGCUUUAGGUGGAUUUCAAAGUUUCAACAACGCUCUGUUCAUUGACCCUGGGAUGCUUAACAAAUGUAGAAGUGGACAGAAUCGUUUUUAUUCACCAGACCUCGUGAAGUCGAUGUUAAAGCCAACUUUAAAACCAGUGACGGUGCCUGGGAAGAGGGUUCCCAAAGGACCAAGAACAAAACAACCUUCGAGAGCCAACCAGCCGUCUCAGAAAGAGGACAAGGACAUGCUGCAGUGUAUCGCCUUUGCAACAGCAGAUCAGUAUCAUCUGCCAACACUUUGCCAUGACUUGAUAAGCCACGGCUUCCUUGAGGUAGAUCUACCGAGAGAUGCUUCAAAUGUGCUGGUGAUCAGCACAGACAAGGCUGCAAAACCAGAUGACAACGCUGUCAUGUUCUUCUUCAGGGAGGGCUCAGCAGUUUUCUGGAAUGUUGAGGAGAAAACGAUGAAAAGUGUGAUGAGAAUACUGGAACGCCAUGAGAUCCAGCCUUAUGAAGUAGCAUUAGUUCACUGGGAGAAUGAAGAGAUCAACUACACUGUUAGCGAAGGAAAUACAAAGCUUGAACGCGGAAACUUCAUUCUAAAUGACUACAUUGAUCAACAUGAUGCUGUUUUGGAGAAAUUCGCCUUUUCAAAUGCGUUGUGCUUGUCAGUGAAGCUGGCUAUAUGGGAGGUGGCGUUAGACGACUUUGUAGAGUCAAUUCAGUCAAUUCCAGAGACGCUGAAGGCUGGCAAAAGAGUGAAGUUGUCCUCUGCAGAGGUCAUGCAGAAAAUAGGAGAGCUGUUCGCUUUAAGACACUGUAUAAACCUGAGGUCCGACCUGCUCCUCACACCUGAUUUCUACUGGGACAGAGAAAACCUGGAAAAACUCUACGAGAAGACCUGCCUGUUCCUCAGCAUCAACCGCAGGGUCAAUGUUGUGAAUGAGAAGCUGGAACAUUGCACACAGUUGACAGACCUCAUGAGGAGCCACCUGAGCGAGAAGCACAGCUUGAGGUUGGAGUGGAUGAUCGUCAUCCUCAUCACUAUAGAGGUGAUGUUUGAACUUGGAAAAAUGAUCUUCUGACUUGCUCCUCCAAUGAUGCACUAAUCCAAAAAUGCACUAGAAGCUACAAAGGAAGAAUGCUGGACUUUACAAAGGUACUCUGUCAAUGUUUUCUAGAAGCAGCAAGAACGAUGAGGUGGACCUGAACAUUUCUGAAUGUAUAUUAUGGUUAUAGAGUCCAGACAAUGAAGACAUCAGUUUCAUGUUUCCUGGGACUGUGAAAAACAAGAUGUUGAAAUAUAUUCAAAUAAAUCCAAUUUCAAACUAACUUGAGUGCCGUGUUAAAGAUAAAGUGAAUUAUCUGUUUGAAAUGUGUUCCAGUUGUGUUUCAGUGUCAGCAUGUUAAAUAUAAAUUCAGUGAGUGAUUAAUGUCUCAACUCAACUUCAGAUCACCAGAGGUUUCGUGCAAUAAAAGAAAAACAAGAGUUUCAAAUGUACAGAAUUUAUGCAAAUAUUGUUUUAUUA